Messenger RNA from Nycticebus coucang (slow loris), 282 nucleotides. RefSeq names its product chromosome 3 C10orf53 homolog (gene C3H10orf53). Lineage: Eukaryota; Metazoa; Chordata; Mammalia; Primates; Lorisidae. The transcript has 3 exons. Bases 1 to 282 code for a protein of 93 amino acids. The record is from RefSeq and is a predicted model, not a curated record.
AUGCCGGAGAAGGCGGUGGUCUCCUUACGCUAUGGGCCGUACAGCGCGGUGGGCCUGUCUGUGGAGCACCGCACCUUCCGCCUGGAGGGCCUGCAAGCUGUGCUGGCCAAGGAUGGACACGAGGUCAUCCUAGAGAAGAUAGAAGACUGGAACGUGGUGGAGCUUAUGGUGAAUGAAGAAGUCGUCUUCCACUGCAACAUCAAGGACCUGGAGUUUGGAGGUGACGGUAAAUUAGAUCCACUGUGUGAAAAGGCCAGGACAGCCGUGCUACAGGCCUACUGA